UCUAAAUGCCAUAAGCCUUUGAUAUAAAAUUGUUUAUUGACGUGAGGUUCUUCCUGGCGUAAGGACCACAGCAGGAUUCCUUUGAGAAACCGGAUAUGGCGAGUUUUACGAAAAUAAAGGGGCAAAACAAAUGGGAAUAGCCCACGAAGAAAUGAAGACUUGAAAAGUGGGACAUUCAUCACCAUAAAAAGUACAGAAGGGCUGCAACAAUGCAGAACUUGAAAGGAAGACUGAUAAUAUCCUGAAGCUGUGAUUGAAAUGUUUGCUGCUGCUCUGGCAAGGAUUACCAGAAACAUAAAAGCAACAGUAACUGUGAGGUUUGCUUAUACUCAGCUUUACAGUACAGUUGGAAAUAACUCAGUCAACAGAACCAGUGGGGUUCGGGUGCUGUAUGAUGGAGAGUGUCCAAUCUGUGUGAAGGAAAUCAAGUGUCUGCAGUAUCUGCAGCAGCGUCAACAGGGCAAAGUGGAGUUCAUUGAUAUCUCCCAGAAGGACUACGAUGGAAUGAAGUAUGGGGGAAUCACUUAUGAGGUGGCAAUGGAGCAAAUGCAUGUGAUUGAUGAAAAAGAUAAGGUUCACUGUGGGGUUCCAGCUUUUAAGGUGAUGUACACUGCAGUGGGUCUUGCCUGGCUGGCUCACUUCAUUUCCCUGCCAGGAAUCAGGUCUCUCAUGGACAAAGCUUAUUCUGUAUUUGCCAAAAACAGGCUGAAGUGGACUGGGAGGGAAAGCUGUUCUAAAGGAACUUGUGCAAAAAAACAAUGACACCCAGACCACAACCAGACACUAUUCAGAGCUCGUAUUGAACAGUGAGCUGUGAUAAGUAAGGGCCAGCUUAAGGGAGGCACCUACAUUAGUAACUGCUCUUCCAGAGACUUCGCAUACUUAAAGGACCUUAUAAAAACUACAGAACGUAAACCUGAGAGGAGUAGAAAAGAGCAGUAAAGUUUUUCUGUCUCACGGAGCUAUCACAUUUACUUUUAGGUAAACUUUUUAGUGUACAGUUGUAUGCAAAACUUCGAGCACCCCUGGCCAAAUUACAUGUUUUAUUGAUUUUCUAAGUAAAAGGAAGUU
Lepisosteus oculatus (spotted gar) is the source of this 1071-nucleotide messenger RNA. RefSeq lists its product as uncharacterized. NCBI's taxonomy places the organism in Eukaryota, Metazoa, Chordata, Actinopteri, Semionotiformes, Lepisosteidae. Gene Ontology annotation, molecular function: protein-disulfide reductase activity. The record is from RefSeq and is a predicted model, not a curated record.